GUUGGUACAAGCUUUCCUCCAAGGUCAUCACGGCUGGUCGCUUUACUGGUGAUUUUACAUUUAACAGUUUGUGAAGGACAGCUGACUUUUUCUACGGGCUAUAUCAUUGAGGGACAUCCUACGACAAUUUUCUGUAGAAUACCUGAUUUUAAUGGCGUAGCUCACUGGAUUAAAGAUGACGAACAGUUCACAGCAACAACUUGUAGCAGUUCUGGUUUUUGUAAGGUAGAAAACGAAGGCACUAGAUACAAUUAUGCCAGUAAUGUGUCCGGUAUAUCAGUUACCAUAAGUAAUAUUGCCAGAAAUGAAGAGAGGGAUUGGAAAUGUGGCCAUCCGGGAUAUGUUUCUGCAGUCUACAGAAUACGUUAUAAUGAUAAUGUUUUCGUUAUAUCCGAUAGUGUUGUAGUUGAUGGAUUGGACAGGAAUGUAACACUGGGAGAUGAUAUACCCACGGUUAAGCUUACUUUUACUACAGGAUGUAUGCAUCCAUAUCCUACAGUUUCUAUUUACUCCAAGCAUAACACUAAUACAUCAAUCACCUCAGAAAUAGACUAUGUGAAUGUUACAAAUACAACGUGUACGGCACCGGAAGCUGGUUAUACAGGGGUGAUGACUAUAUAUUCUGAUUACACUUGUAAUACUACACUCUUCCCACAAUUGCUGAUUACGCCGACAGGUCUUCCAUCGGAGUAUUCCACAACUGAAUGGAUGUCAAAUUAUUACAUCAGGUUUCCUACCUGUAAAGUUUUGCGAAGAUUGACAACUAACGAAGCCUUUGGAUAUGCUGUUUUGUUUUCAUUGGUUGGCAUGGUUAUUGGAGGAAUUUUUAUAUUUGCACUGUACAAGAUACUCUUAAAUACAGGGAAACUAUCAUUGUUUGUACUUGAGUCUACACACGAAUCCAGUAUAAAAAUAAAGCUGUACAUGACGUCUGCAAUCAUAACAGUCCUUCUCUGUUUUGUAAUCGCUGGCAUUGUGGUGGCAGUGGACUGUGGAAAUACAGAAUGUUCAGAUGUAACUGUUGAAAGAUCCGCAGCAUUUAUAGUACCUGGAACCUUAUUACAGUUACUGACUGUGUGUAUGGUAAUUUAUAUGUUUGUAAGAUGUUGUAGUAGAGACAAAAGUGGAGUAAAACGAAUGGAGGAGUAAGUAUUAUUAUAAGAGAGGCGAAGGAUACCAAAUGGACAUUCAAACUCAUAAGUCGAAAAUAAACUG
This is a messenger RNA of Mytilus californianus (California mussel), 1215 nucleotides long. RefSeq lists its product as uncharacterized. The transcript is spliced from 8 exons. NCBI's taxonomy places the organism in Eukaryota, Metazoa, Mollusca, Bivalvia, Mytilida, Mytilidae. Bases 481 to 1149 code for a protein of 222 amino acids. The record is from RefSeq and is a predicted model, not a curated record.